Salvelinus namaycush (lake trout) is the source of this 1512-nucleotide messenger RNA. Its product is annotated as TCF3 fusion partner homolog. The transcript is spliced from 6 exons. NCBI's taxonomy places the organism in Eukaryota, Metazoa, Chordata, Actinopteri, Salmoniformes, Salmonidae. The record is from RefSeq and is a predicted model, not a curated record. The coding region runs from base 413 to 934 and encodes 173 amino acids. Gene Ontology annotation, cellular component: Ino80 complex. Gene Ontology annotation, molecular function: DNA binding. Gene Ontology annotation, biological process: apoptotic signaling pathway; positive regulation of apoptotic process; apoptotic process.
UUUUCAGUAACGUCGUUAGCAAGUUAGGCUAACAUUAGCUAGUCGAAUGUGUUGUCAUCUCGGUUUAAUCGUUUUCAAGAAAAGCUCACGUUAACGAGUUCUGAUUUCGUUAACCAAAUCAAACUUAGGUCACCUAAAUGUAGUUUUAUUUGGGGUUGAGGAAGGUGUUGCUGAUUAGCUAACGCUGUCUGCAAGCAAAUAGUUAUUAUGGUAACAACUAUAACAUUCCUAAAGAUUAGCCCCACAUAGGAGAGGCGUCCUUUAGUGUUGGGCUAAAGAAAAUAUGCUGUCAGGUUGAGUCAAGAAAGUAACCCUACCUGUUUGUCAAAUGUAGUGUAGAUUCGUGACACUGUCUAGGACGUGAUUUAUGAGGGGGUGAACGAUCUUAUUCCUCCUUCCGCCCCUCACCCAGAUGAUGGAGGAUUUCUCCGGCCUGGCCCUGCCGCCUCUCUUUGGGGGCCACAUCCUGGAAGCAGAACUGGAGCCAGGUGGGGUGGAACUGGGCCCAGGGGAGGUAGAGCUUGGCCCUGGGGUCAGCGAGUUGCUAGAGGGCAGAGGUCAAGGGUCAGGAGCAAGGCCAGAGCAGCAGCAGGAGGAGAGGAGAGAAUUGGAGAAAAGGAAGUACCUGGCUUUGAUCAAGAGGUGUAAGGAGUUUGAACAGGUGAAUGAGAAGAUCCUUGGUCGCCUUCACCAGGUACAAAGACUAACACGUCGCAUGAAGAAAGAGAGAAGGUUCCUAAUGAAGACCCUCGACGCCCAUGGAGAUGACUAUAGAAAUGCACAGCUCACCAUAUCGCUUGAGGAAGAGGAAGAGUCUGGUGCCCAUUUAGACAUCUGCCCUGGAGCAGAAGGUGAUAGGCUGAAUGACCUUCCUAGCUCCUCCCCCUCUGUCCCUUUCCAAUCCACAGUGGGAUCCAAGAAGAAGAGGCAUUGAGUUCUAAAACAGGAGAAAGACCCACAGACUGAAGCAGACAUCUCCAUGUUGGCAGAGACGCAGUUCAGUGACUUUCCCAGCCCAACCGCUUUGUCUCACUGACCAGGGGAAUGGCCGGCUGCUAGUGGGAGGAGAAAUGAGGCAGCAUUCUGUUGCUUGGACUCCCACUUCCCCAGACGUGAUGUCACUGAAACACAUACAGCCAGGGCUCUUUGGGAUGUUCUGAAAGUUGUAUUGGGCUUGAGUUCUGAAAUAAUGGAAUAGGAUGAAGCUACACCUGAUCCAAGGUUCUACUACGUGGAUGCUGUCUACAGAACCUUGCAGAUAGAAAUGAAAAACAUAGUGGAUAAGAUUAUAAUUUAUGCACAACUAUGGUCUAUGGAAAUGGCUGAAGGUCUUGACCAUGGUAAUCCACCCAUUCUGCUCGGGUAGAGAAUGCAUGGUCCGGUCCUUGCGGAAGUUACAUUGACAGUACAUGUAUUGAUGUGAACCUUUUAUCAGGAUACUCUGAACAUGUUUUAUGAUUGUUUGUCGACGUGAUGCUUACUAAAUGUUCCGUAUAAAAUGUUUAUUCAGAA